AUGCUUCUUGUGACUAGUGGGUUUGCUGCGAUAGUCAAAGACAUUACUUCAUUAAAUGGGGCUUGGGACCCUGAGGCCACGUGGCGAUUUAACCACAGUAUCUUCGGCCGAGAAGGCGAAAAGCCUAACGAAACGGUAGGUGCUGGGACCGAGAGGAAGUCCCUUCAGUCAGUUUAUGACCGUGAUUUAUUAGGCACAAACAGAUUGGGGGCCAAAUGGUUGAAGAAGUUCUAUCCAACAAUAUGGGAUUCACAGACAGUGCAAACAGAUCUUGGGAUCGAAGGGGAACAUAAUGGGAUUGUUGUCUGA
This is a messenger RNA of Prunus armeniaca (apricot), 309 nucleotides long. NCBI's taxonomy places the organism in Eukaryota, Viridiplantae, Streptophyta, Magnoliopsida, Rosales, Rosaceae. The record is from the annotation of a GenBank genome assembly.